GAAGGUGAUUGAAUGGCCUCACCAUCGUCUUUUUCGUCGUAAUUGAAUUCAACCUGUGGGCUUCUCGCUUCUCUGGAUUUGAACCAGAAACUCGCCGAGAUCAUGAAGGAGAUGGAGACUGAAUGGAUCAUGGAUGUUCCUGAUACACCUGAUCGGUUAGCUGCCCGACAAAUUAAUGGCAGACAGUUUAUUCAGACAGAGGGUGGUUCAUCCUUAUCUAAUUGUUUGAGAAAGCCUGAUUUCAUGAUGGAAAAGGGGAUGAAUGGCAUGAAGGGAGCAGGGGUGCUUGUCAGUGAAAAUGGGCAUGAUUUGAGAUUAGAUAGUAGUUCCAAAAAUAUUCCUGGUGACGAUUUUAAGGAUCGCAGUAACACCAUUAUUCUUUCAGCGGGAGAGAAUUCUUAUGCAUCACAAAAUCAUAUUUUACUUAGAAAAGGUGGAAGGGAAAAAUAUUCAUGUCAGGGGCCGAAACCUUUUAAUUCCCCUCGUCGCAUGGAUAAAGGGAUAACGAUAUCUGUCAACACUCAUUCCAAACCUCCUGCUCGUCAAGAAAAUACUGUCAUUCCAAAAACAAGAGAACCUGAUCAUAAGUACAGACCUCAGAUGGUUUGUCCUCAUUUUACAGCUAAGGACUGUAAGAUGGAGAACACAUCGAAUGGACAGUCCACACGUUAUAUGCCAAAUGCUCCAAAGAGAUCCAGCACAAUCAUUAAAGGGAAGGAAAAGGCUGUUGAGGAAUCAAAUAACACUCAUAAUCGUCAUGAGAAGCAAGUUUUGGAUUCUCACCGGUUUGUUAACUCCCCUAGAGCCACUGGACAUAAAAGGCUGGUCAGAAAUGGUUGUAUCUCACCUCAUAAUAUAUCAACAAAGACAAAAAAUUUAUCCGAGCAGUGUGAAAAGAGUUCUAGAGGUGUAGACCAGAGCAAUUUAGGGAGCAUGCCAUCAAGCAGUCCAUCUUGUCUGAUUGAUAUAAAGGAUAUAGUUGCGGAAGACAAUCGUAUUAACAAAGAUAAAGGAAAAAGGAUUAUGCGUCAAACUUCUACAUCACAUGAUGAUGAUGAUAUCAAAGUAAUUUGUGCAUCUAGCAGUGACGCGGAAAAGGCCGUUGGAGCUAAUCCAGUCAGAACUUCCAGGUUAGAUACAUCUGAAUGUUCUGAAGAAUUAGGUGGUUGGAGAAGAACACAUAAUAAUUCAAGGAAGGGGAUUUUCUUGUCUAAUCCAUCUGGGAAUUCUUUUAAGAAAAUAAAUAACAUUGGAAAACUUUCUAAUGGAGAAACUGAAAUUGGUAUGGAGAGAAAAAUCCCUUACAAGAAAGACCAAGGAGCGGAAAUUGGUUGUGCUAGAAAUGCUGAUACAGCUCAAAGGGCUUCUGGCAUUGUAACCAAGAUAGACCAGACCGUUGGACCAAUGCAUGCUGAAAGCAAACUCAACAAAAGACGGAAGAAACUUGGAUCAACCUCACAAACUAAUACUUCAUCACACGUUCCAGACGUUGUGUACCUCGAUACACCUGGGGAGUCUUCAAAUGCAAGAUCAAAUAGACUCCAGAAUCAAAGAAUUUGUGAUAACUUGAAUGAUGUUAUUGAGGUUGAUGAGUUGUCACCUGAAAUUAGACACCCUGCCUCCCAGACUGUUGGUUGCCCAAAUGAUGACAGCUUAGAUGCUAAGGCAAGACAACUUGAAGCUGAUGAGAUGUUGGCUCGUGACCUUCAGGAACAACUAUACCAGGAGAUGCCUGUUGGAGAAGAGAUUGAUGAACAUUUAGCUAUGGCACUGCAGCAGGUGGAGAAUGGGCAUUUUGCACCUCCUUCCCGGCGGACAUACAAUAGUCAAAGGGGCUCGAUGGUAGCACAGGCAAAUAGACGCACUCGAUCUCAAUCUGUACAAAGUUCCUCUAAUAGAACACGGACUCGAGUAACCCACUCUGCACGAAUGGCACAAAUGAGAAAUCAAUUUUUUGGUGGCUCUCAUAGAGUGUCAACUAGACAAAGGAAUGUUAAUUUUCCUAUGCAUAUGGAUUUGGAUAUGAGACUUGAUAUAUUGGAAGCGCUCGAGGCCGCAGUUGGAGAUGUGGAAGAUGUGAGAAUGAAUAGGAGGGGCAUCUUGCACAUCCAGCGCGAUUUUAACGAGAAUGAUUACGAAAUGUUGCUAUCCCUCGACGAGAACAAUCACCGCCAUGCUGGUGCAUCGACGAACCGUAUUAAUAGUUUGCCUCAAUCUACGGUUCAGACCGACAGCAUGGAAGAAGCUUGUGCAAUUUGUCUCGAUACACCGACCGUUGGAGAUGUCAUUCGCCAUCUACCUUGCUUACACAAAUUUCAUAAAGAUUGUAUCGAUCCAUGGCUACAGAGGCGAACGUCGUGCCCAGUUUGUAAGUUGUCAAUCGCUUGAUAUUAAGGGCGACUUUGGGGUAUUACAAGUCUGCACGCUCUCUUACUCUCUUUUGGAGCCAAGCUUAUUAGAAUGCUUGAUCUCGGGCAGUCGGAAGCGUUAGACUUCAAAGGUGCAAUUCUCCAUUGGGGAACAGAGCAAAGUUUCCAGCUCGAACGAGUGGGUAUGGUUUUGAAUGAAUCAUCAAUGGGAGAAGAUUCAUAAUUUGUAUCUAUGGCAGCCUAUUUAUAAUUUGUAUGCUAAACCAUUGCCAUAGAGCAAGAAAAGCUUAAUAUAUU
Messenger RNA from Cucurbita maxima (winter squash), 2666 nucleotides. RefSeq lists its product as uncharacterized. The transcript has 13 exons. NCBI's taxonomy places the organism in Eukaryota, Viridiplantae, Streptophyta, Magnoliopsida, Cucurbitales, Cucurbitaceae. The record is from RefSeq and is a predicted model, not a curated record. The coding region runs from base 103 to 2388 and encodes 761 amino acids.